Molecule: messenger RNA, 565 nt
Organism: Pomacea canaliculata
Lineage: Eukaryota; Metazoa; Mollusca; Gastropoda; Architaenioglossa; Ampullariidae
Exons: 2
Coding region: 35-421 (128 amino acids)
Source: RefSeq, a predicted model, not a curated record
CUAGUUUGAGUACAAGUUUUUUUUUUCAUUCACAAUGAGUUUCUCUGUGAUACUGCGGGAUUUAGAUGAAGAAAAGGAGAGGGCAAUUCGUCAGCUGUUUGAAAUAAAUGGCUGGUCCUAUAAUGCCGAACGACUCCCACACCAAACUUCUAGAAAACGAGGAAGAUACCCAGUGAAUACGGAUACGCGGGAUGGCGAUGUACUGGCCAGUGAGGGUGGAGAAACUUUGCCCCCCGGACCAGACGCGACACCUGAAUGUCCACACUGCUUCCAGGAACCCUGCAUAACAGUAGGAGGUCGCGACGUCGAGUUUAUCGGGAAGGGACAGGCGGCUUGUCCUCAAAAUCGAGCAAUUCGGAAUAGCAUAUAUACAAAUGCUAGAAUUCGUAGGACUCUGGAGGGACAGGAGAUACCUGGAUAGAAAAAUCGCUCUGGCAGAAGGUGAAUGGAUGCUGUGCCACAGGCGUGAAGUGAUGCCCACUUGCGUUGUGCAAAAAGUACGAACACUGUACCCAAACCCAGAUGCAGUGCCGUAUGUCGGUCACCAAUGGGAAUAAAAAAAAAA